GUGUGUUUAUGUGUUUAUAUUUCACAGAAUAUCCCAGCACUGCCUUGCGGUAAAGCACUCUAUUCAUAUGAAGGCAAGGAACCAGGCGACUUACAGUUUUCCAAGGGUGAUAUUAUCAUCCUGCGGCGCAAGGUGGAUGACAACUGGUACCACGGGGAGCUUAAUGGUUGCCAUGGCUUCUUGCCAGCUAGCUACAUCCAGCUGCUGCGUCCCCUGAGUCAAACCCCACCUCAGGGCAAAGCUUUGUAUGACUUUGAGGUCAAAGACAAAGACCAGGAUAAAGACUGCCUGGCCUUCAGCAAGGACGAGGUUCUGACAGUAAUCAGACGCGUAGAUGAGAACUGGGCAGAAGGCAUGCUGGGAGACAAGAUUGGCAUCUUUCCCAUUCUUUAUGUCGAGUUAAAUGAAACGGCAAAGCAGCUGAUGGAGAUUGACAAACCUAUGCCAGCGAAUGCACCAGGUCCCAGCUCUGAGCCAGCCCCCCUGGGUCCCUGCACUCCCGGUCCCUCCCCCAGUGCGUCGCCGUCUAAUGGAAAUGGCUCCGGCCACAGGAGAGGUGAAGGGAAGAAAAACGCAAAGAAGCGCCAUUCUUUCUCCGCGCUCUCUGUCAGCCAGAGGGCUGCCCAGCUCAACAACAGACACAGCAUGGAGAUCUCACACCCGGUCCUCAUCAGCUCCUCUGACCCCAGAGCAGCUGCUCGCAUUCAGGAUGCAUCUCCUCCAGGUCCCUCUCCAUCCUCAGUGGGGAUACCGCUUCCCCCCAAAGUGGCGUCUCUUACCUCUGAGCUGUUGGCUCAUGCCAAGGUGCAGCUGCCGCUCAACAUAUAUUUAGCUCUAUACGCCUACAAGCCCCAGAAAGCUGACGAGCUGGAGCUAAGGAAGGGGGAGAUGUACCGAGUGACAGAGAAGUGUCAGGAUGGAUGGUUCAAAGGCACCUCACUAAGAACUGCCGCCUCUGGAGUCUUUCCAGGAAACUACGUCACUCCCGUGUCCAGGGCUCCAUUUGGACUUGCAUCUCCUCGAGGUUCGAGUUUGUCCAGUCCAGUCGGAGGAGGGGGAAGUGGGUGCAGUCAAGCGGCGGGUAAAAUCUCAGACCCUUCAUCCCCCGGGUCUCCCGGCCCCUCGUCGUCUCGUCCCGCCACUCCGCUCGUGACCUCAGCAAACUGCGUCAACAGUGUCAGCCCCGCGUCCUCGCCACAAACUGCCGCCGCCCAGCUGAAGAACUGCCUGCGUUCCAGCCAGCAUGUGGCCAAUCAGGCCCGCACGUCAAUGCAGCUGGUCCAUAGUCCACCUGCUGGAAGUCCAGAGCGCCCCACUGUGUCCAUCUCCCCACUGCGUCCUCAGAACUCCUCUCCCUCACGUUGCGCUGGCCAGUCGGCUCGUCCCCUCUCCAUGGUGUCUCCAGGACCCAGCUUAGGCCCCUCCCCGCUCUCCUCCCCGGCUUCACGGCCCAUCCUCCCCCUCUCCUCCCCUCUCUCCUGUCUCACACCUCCCAACGUCUCUGCCGUGUUUCUCAACGGUGAGCCAGCCAGUCCGCUGCAGCCGCCUUCUCCUGGUCCCUCCCACGCUCCCACCCAGGGGGCUCUAGCACCCAAAGUGGAGAAGAAGGAGAGAAAAGCAGCAGGCUUGCUAAAGCUCUUGUCAGGGGCUGCGGCCAAAAAGAAACCACGCUCACCCACGUCCUCUCCACCCACACACGACCCCUCGCAGGCAGGCCAGGGGGCCGGGGCCACAGAGCCAACCCACCACUUUCACCACCACGGCCGCUCGGGCUCCUGUCCGAUGGCGUCUCAGGGCCGAGCCGGCUCGUGCCCAAUCGAGAGUGAUAUACCGGGGGCAAUAGGGCUGGAGCCGCUGCACAGGAAGUCCGGUUCCCUGGAUACCAACUUCCCCAUGUCGCCCCCAGCAACACGUGCUGGCAACGCUCUAAUGGUCCUCCGGCCUGAGCCCAAACCUUUGUCAAGAGAGAGGUAUCGUGUGGUCGUUCCAUACCCGCCUCAGAGUGAGGCGGAGAUUGAACUGCGGGAAGGGGACGUGGUGUUUGUUCACAAGAAGAGGGAAGACGGGUGGUACAAAGGCACCCUGCAGAGGACGGGACAGACCGGCUUGUUUCCCGGCAGCUUCGUCGAGAGCUUCUAAGCUCCAAGAACGGGACAAAAGAGUUCAACCCCGUCUCUGAGUCACACACAGAAAAAUAUUUCACACAAACACAAGCAGCAUCUACACGGAGGUUGGGCUGAUAUUGGUUUCACAGAUUCUUUUAUUUCUUUACUGGAUCAAAAUUCAUGAAAUUUUAAGUUUCAUUUUCUAACCUGCCUUAAGAAACUAAACUAACUCUUCAACAGUGGAAGGAAAAAGAAUUUCAAAAUGUUCUGUUUUUAAACAUAUCGAGCAAUAUACAAGUUUUAAAUGAAUUCAUGUUUGAAGCAGCCACAGAUCACAACUGCUGUCUACAACUUUCUGAAAUCCAGAUUAGUCCGACCAAUUCACACACACUUCACUAAGCACAUGCAGCCCCUUACACAAUUAUUAGGACCCCUGGUAACAUGUAGAAAGUCUUAAAAUGAAUCUUUUUUUCUUUUUUUUUUGUACUUUAGAAGCAUAAUCUCAUACU
Messenger RNA from Poecilia latipinna (sailfin molly), 2614 nucleotides. RefSeq names its product SH3 domain-containing RING finger protein 3. The record is from RefSeq and is a predicted model, not a curated record. The annotation marks the transcript as partial. Lineage: Eukaryota; Metazoa; Chordata; Actinopteri; Cyprinodontiformes; Poeciliidae. Gene Ontology annotation, molecular function: protein binding. The transcript is spliced from 9 exons.